Mauremys reevesii (Reeves's turtle) is the source of this 1760-nucleotide messenger RNA. It is a transcript of the gene NOVA2, whose product is annotated as NOVA alternative splicing regulator 2. Gene Ontology annotation, biological process: mRNA splicing, via spliceosome; regulation of alternative mRNA splicing, via spliceosome. The transcript has 4 exons. Gene Ontology annotation, molecular function: mRNA binding. The record is from RefSeq and is a predicted model, not a curated record. Gene Ontology annotation, cellular component: nucleus; cytoplasm. Bases 42 to 1541 code for a protein of 499 amino acids. NCBI's taxonomy places the organism in Eukaryota, Metazoa, Chordata, Testudines, Geoemydidae.
CGGCCGGAUCCCGAGCAGGGGGUGGGAGAUUCGCCCUGAGGAUGAAGAUGAUGGCAGGCGGCUCGGUGCACCAGAACGGCAUCUUCUCGGCCUCCCACCAGCAGCCCCAGCAGCCGCCGCCCCCCCACAUGGAAUCGGACCCCCCCGACUCCAGAAAGAGGCCCCUGGAGACCCCCACCGCGGCCAUCAGCACCAAGCGCAGCAACACAGGAGAAGAGGGUGAAUAUUUCCUCAAGGUCCUGAUCCCCAGCUAUGCGGCCGGCUCCAUCAUCGGGAAAGGGGGACAGACCAUUGUCCAGCUGCAGAAAGAGACGGGUGCCACCAUCAAGCUCUCCAAGUCUAAGGACUUCUACCCAGGCACCACAGAGCGGGUGUGCCUCGUGCAGGGCACAGCCGAGGCCCUCAAUGCCGUCCACAACUUCAUCGCCGAGAAGGUGCGCGAGAUCCCCCAGUCCGUGGUGAAGCCCGAGUCCGUCAACAUCCUGCAGCCGCAGACCACCAUGAACCCAGACCGCGCCAAGCAGGCCAAGCUGAUCGUCCCCAACAGCACAGCUGGGUUGAUCAUCGGCAAAGGGGGCGCCACGGUGAAGGCCAUCAUGGAGCAGUCAGGGGCCUGGGUGCAGCUGAGCCAGAAGCCGGAGGGCAUCAACCUGCAGGAGCGGGUGGUGACGGUCAGCGGGGAGCCCGAGCAGAUCCGCAAGGCGGUGGACAUCAUAGUGCAGAAAAUCCAGGAGGACCCGCAGAGCAGCAGCUGCCUGAACAUCAGCUACGCCAACAUCACCGGCCCCGUGGCCAACUCCAACCCCACCGGCUCACCCUACGCCAACUCCACGGACGUGCUGCCGGCCGCUGCCGCUGCUGCCACCGCCUCGGGCCUGCUGGGACACACCAGCCUGGCCGGCGUCGGGGCCUUCCCGGCAGCCCUGCCGGGCUUCUCCGGCAGUGACCUCCUGGCCAUCAGCACGGCCCUCAACACCUUGGCCAGUUACGGAUACAACACCAACUCGCUGGGGCUGGGGCUCAAUUCUGCUGCCGCCUCUGGUGUGCUGGCCGCCGUGGCGGCUGGAGCCAAUCCUGCCGCGGCCGCUGCCGCCAACCUCCUGGCCUCCUACGCCAGCGAUGCCUCCGCCAGCACCAGCACGCCAGCCGGUGCUGUGGGGGCCUUCACCCUGGGCUCCCUGGCGGCCGCCACCGGGGCGGCCAAUGGCUACCUGGGCACAGCCUCGCCGCUGGUGGCCAGCUCCUUCCUGGCCACGGAGAAGUUAGUGGAGAGUGCCAAGGAUAUGGUGGAGAUCGCGGUGCCAGAGAAUCUGGUGGGGGCCAUCUUGGGCAAAGGGGGCAAGACGCUGGUGGAGUAUCAGGAGCUGACGGGCGCCCGGAUCCAGAUCUCCAAAAAGGGAGAGUUUAUCCCUGGCACCAGGAACCGUAAAGUCACCAUCACCGGCACGCCGGCAGCCACGCAGGCCGCCCAGUACCUCAUCAGCCAGCGAGUGACGUACGAGCAGGGGGUGCGAGCCACCAACCCGCAGAAAGUAGGGUAGGGCCGGAGGGAGUCACCAAAGGGAGAAAUCCAUUUUAAAAGUCAAACAAACAAAAAACCAGGCCCCCUCCCCCACCCUGCCCAUCCCCCGCACGCCCCCAGACAUGCAUCCCCUCCAAUAGGGAGGGGUUCCCCCCAAUCUAAUGACCAGCUCCGAUCCAGACGCGAUCUCCGGAUCGGCCCGCGGACCUUGCCGUGCGUUCUGUCUGAUAUGUAUAUA